CCCCCGGAGCCAGAGCCAGAGCCGGGAGGCCCGGAGCCCGGCCUGCCGCCGCGGCCCGCGGAGGGAGCCGCAGCUGCCGUUGUCGCCGCCGCCAGGCCGCGCCCCGCCCCUGCCGCCGCCGCUGCAGCCGCUCCCCGGUGAGGCUCGCGCUCGAGCUGCCGGCCCCGCCGCCUGGGCCCCGGGCCCGGCCCCUUCCGCGCCGCCCGGGCGAUGAGAAGCUGCUUCUGCGUGAGACGGAGCCGGGACCCGCCACCGCCGCAGCCGCCGCCGCCGCCGCCGCCCCAGCGGGGAACAGAGCAAGCCACCAUGCCUGAAGUCAAAGACCUUUCGGAAGCCUUGCCAGAGACGUCAAUGGAUCCCAUCACAGGAGUCGGGGUGGUGGCUUCUCGGAACCGAGCCCCGACAGGCUAUGAUGUGGUCGCUCAGACAGCAGAUGGUGUGGACGCUGACCUCUGGAAAGACGGCUUAUUUAAAUCCAAGGUUACCCGAUACCUGUGCUUCACAAGAUCCUUUUCCAAAGAAAAUAGCCAUUUAGGGAACGUGUUAGUGGACAUGAAGCUCAUCGACAUCAAGGACACUCUGCCUGUCGGCUUCAUCCCGAUUCAGGAGACGGUGGACACACAGGAAGUGGCUUUUAGGAAGAAGAGGCUGUGCAUUAAAUUUAUCCCGCGGGAUUCAACUGAAGCGGCCAUUUGUGACAUUCGGAUCAUGGGCCGGACCAAGCAGGCCCCGCCUCAGUACACGUUCAUCGGGGAACUGAACAGCAUGGGGAUCUGGUAUCGAAUGGGCCGAGUACCACGAAAUCAUGAUUCAUCUCAACCCACAACGCCUUCCCCGUCAUCCGUCGCUUCCACCCCAGCCCCCAACCUUCCCAGGCACAUCUCUCUCACGCUCCCCGCUACCUUCCGGGGCAGGAACAGCACUCGGGCUGACUAUGAAUACCAGCACUCCAAUCUCUAUGCCAUCUCAGGAGAAGAAAAUCUCUCCAGGAAAGUCAGAAACAAACUUGAUACUUUAAUGCCAGCCAUGGCGUCCCUUGUCUAUCCAUCUCUUCCUGCCCUGACAACAAAACCGAGCACAAAGGAAAUGAGGAGAAGAGCAGGCAGAACCGAGCGGGCGCGGGUGGGGACUUGCUCGAGUAGUAGAUCUGUACAUCCUGAUGCAAAGGUGCGGGUGACAGGUGGCCAGGUUUGCUCUGUACACAACCAUGUGUGUGCUGUCAGGCGCUCACACGCCGCCUUGUUGCGAUUGAUGAAUUGCCUGCUUUCUUGAUUAAACCUUCCGUCACUUAAGAAACAAAAAGCCUGUGUUUAGAUGGCAGAGUGGGACACGUCAAAAAAAUCUGUCUCCUUUACCUUUGUGCAGAUGUUGGGCACAGACUGUAACAUGUAUUAUUAAAAUGAAUGUGGCAUUUACUGUGCAUUAUUCCUUUCCUGGGAGAAAGGACUGUAAAUUAUAUGCUAAUAAUAAGCUUUAACCCUUUCGAAAUGCAAAAGAUUUAAGAGUGCAAAUAUUCAUGUAGGCCCGGCUAAUUGGACGUGCCUUCAUACACCCAGCCGUGGUUGCCGUGUCACCGGAGUUAAUGAACAGCGUGUGCGGGCAGACACGCAGGGCGCUUGGGGAGCUCUCGCUUCCUGGAGGGGCUCCGCUCUGCAGGCGCCUCUGCUAGGAUUUUGCAGAGAGAGACCCCGAAACCCCUGGGCUGGGCUCUGGGUCACCCUUCUGACAGAUGAGGGCCAGAGCCUUGUCCAGUUCCCCCGGCCCAUCUUCUGGACCCGAGCGUCAGGCGUGGUCCUCUGUGCUCUGUGUCCCUGACUCUGGGGCCAGCUGGGCUCGGGCCUGGCAGGUACCUUUUUGGUACUCAAACUUCCUUGACCUGGCUUAUCAGUCCCCAGUCCAGUUGCCCAGGUGGCAGACUGACAUCCCCAAAGCACACCUCGUCAGAUCACGUUCACACCAGCCCCAGCCCACUGCCGACUGCAUUCAUGCGUACCUCACUUGCCCAGAGUGGGGGCUGUCGAUGGCCAGUCUCUCCCUGUGCGGUAUCUCUUCCUCCAGGCCCCCCAGCCCAGGUAGCUCCCGGUGUCCUCUCUCCAUUGUGUCUUUCUGUGCACCUGUCCCUGCCGGUCCUGUGGCCUGAUGGCCCCAGCGUCUCCUCUUCUGACCCAUCCUUGAAGGCCUGCUUCCACACUGCCUCUGCCAUGAGGCUUGUCUCAUUCCCUCCCAGUUGGGGUGCUGGUUUCCUCCCCCUCGGUUUUGUGUUGGAGCCAUUUCACCUGUGAGCACGCUCAGACAGCAGAGGCUGUGUUUAGAAGAGAGGACGGAGGCUGUCUUCACUCCUUUUUGAGUCAUUGAGGAUGUUAUUAAAGGCAGAGAGAGAAGAACAACUGUUCACUUCUCUUUUCAUUCAGCAGACAGCGCUGCCGUGUGCCAGGCCCCGUGUUCCCACUUCCAGGGCAGUGGGAAGGUUCAGCAUGUGACUGACGGGGCAUUUGGGGUCAGAAGCGCAUGCAGCCAUCGCACAGAGCUGCCGUGAAUGGCCACACAGGUUGUGUGCUGAACAACCCACACACAUGGUUCCCAGGUAGAGCUAUGCAAGGGCCCUGUGUUACGUGACCCUGGGCAAGUCACUCGAUGCUAGUUAGUCACCCCUCCCCGGUGGCUCAGAUGGUAAAGGAUCUGCCCACAAUGCAGGAGACCUGGGUUCGAGCUCUAGGUCAGGAAGCUUCCCCUGGAGAAGGGAAUGGCAGCCCACUGCAGUAUUCUUGCCUGGAGAAUCCCCAUGGACAGAGAAGCCUGACAGUUACAGUCCAUGGGGUCGCAAAGAGCCAGACAUGACUGAGUGACUAACACUUUCACUUUCGAGAUAAUGCAGUAACCGCCUGUUGCCUUCCCAGUUGUUAUGAGGGUCCAGGACGUGUGAGAGUAUUUCAUAAAUCGGGAAGCGCCUCCCCUGCCGGAGCCCAGAGGUUUGUUGAGAAUUAUCACCCAGGGCACACCUUCUCAGUCCCGCGCUCCGUUGUAUGAUUUUGUGCAUAAGAUUUCUUCUCAGCAGUCGGCGUGCUCUGAGUGCUCAGGGAAGACAUCUUCCUGGGGCUGGAGAAACUUGCAGUAAAGGCUCUGGCACAGCUCCGCUGGGCACCACCCAGAAAGGAGACGUCCUGUCACGCGUUGUCACUUAGACAUGGGCUGUUUUGCGUGGCCAGCGGCCCACAAGCCCUUUCUUGGGAAAGUGACGGGAUGCUGGUGUGGGGGCAGGAAGGGAAGACGCCUCUUGGCAGAGUGAGCCGGCAACCUCCAUAAAAUCUUGCAACGCACCUUUGGUUUUUCAGAGGAAAAGUGCUUGCAGCGGGGGGUUGGGUGUGCUGCUUUCGUCUCCAGGUUUUCAUUUCUGCUUUUCCUGUGCUCCCCCGGCAGGAGAAAGUUAAGACUUUUUCCAGUUUCGUCAUGGUGAAAAAUAAAAGUAUAAUGAGGUGACAGAUACUUGAGUGUUCUUAAAAGAUGGCCACCCCCCGCUGUGCCUUCAUUCUUCAUAUUUUUCUUUCACGUGUGGCAGAGAGUAGGCGGCGUUGGUUUAAUGGGCCACGUCCCCCUCCCUCUUAAAUCCUUGAGUGAGGCAGCUGAGAGGUGGUGGGAAGAUUCUGGGCAGGAGCCAGAAGGGUAGGUGCAGCGAAGUUUCUGCCACGGACCUGCCCAGUGACGUCAGGCACAGCACCAAGCCUUUCUGGACCUGAUGCCCCCGUCUCUCGACAUCAGUAAUUGCAAUCCUGUUAAUCAUUCAAUUGUAGCAAUAGUUCAGCUCAUGUUUUUUGGAAGCAUCCUCUGUGUCUGCCAUUGUCUGGCAUCUAGGGGAGCAGUGAUAACACCUCCAGGGGCUAGGGCCAUGUGGGAAGGAGCUUGUGUGGUUUUCACAUUGGGAUACCCGAGACGUUACCACCAAAUGCAAACUUACUGCCUCCACACUUCAGAGAAAUGCCAUCCAAACGCUGUCUUGACCAUAAAGGUCCCACACGUGGACAGAGAAAAACCAUCUCUCUGACACCUUUCUCUCUGCAUGUGUAUCUUCUUUGUGUAGUUUUUAAGCAGAAAUAUGUCUCCAUUUCCCAUCAUAGUUCGCUUCCUGGCAGGCAGCGUGACUGUGGUCCUUUCUGAAGGCCUAGCCAGAGAAAGGGCUACCCAGGUGGCGCUAGUGGUAAAGAACCCUCCCACCCAAGCAGGAAAAUGCAAGAGACCCAGGUUCCAUCCAUGGGUCAGGAAGAUCCCCUGGAGAAGGAAAUAGCAACCCACUCCAGUAUUCUCGCCUGGAGAAUCCCAUGGAUAGAGGAGCCUGCGGUCCAUAGGGUCGCCAAGAGUCAGACACGACUGAAGCGACUUAGCACGCAGCCAGAGAAAUGCUGAAAACAAAUAGAAGACACUCAAUCUCAGCGCUUCAUCUGCUCUUAGCACUUCUUCAGAGGUUUUCUCUGGGGUGAGUGAAGUCAUCGGGGUUACCAAACACUCCUGCCUAGGAGCAGCUUGUAUCAAACUAGCCUUUUGUUUCUCUUUAUACCUGUGUCUCUGUCUUGCAGUAACAGACUAUCAGCUGAGAGGGAAAAAAUGAUAUAAUUAAGGUAAGUUCUUUAAGCACAUUUCAGGAGCUGAAGUUGUUUUUGCUUUUAUUAAAAUGGAUCACUUUAAUUUAUUUUAAUAAAUCUAACCUUCCUCUAGACUUACCAUGUACAAAACUCUGUAGUAAGCCCUUUCCAUGCAUUUUAUUAUUUAAUCCCAGCAAAUCCUUAUCAAUAACCUUAUAGAAAACCUCUCAGGGUUUGUACUGUUA
Bubalus bubalis (water buffalo) is the source of this 4819-nucleotide messenger RNA. RefSeq names its product multivesicular body subunit 12B (gene MVB12B). The transcript has 9 exons. Bases 211 to 1272 code for a protein of 353 amino acids. Gene Ontology annotation, cellular component: ESCRT I complex; late endosome. Lineage: Eukaryota; Metazoa; Chordata; Mammalia; Artiodactyla; Bovidae. Gene Ontology annotation, biological process: virus maturation; regulation of epidermal growth factor receptor signaling pathway; viral budding. The record is from RefSeq and is a predicted model, not a curated record.